CAUUCCUCACAACACGGAAUUUCAGGUCCAUAGAGAUUAGAUCCAAAGAAAUUUCCCAUUCUUCGAAACCCUAAUUACGCGUCCUUACUGCUUCGAUGGCCACUGAAGAAGAUGCAACUGUCGUGGUUGAGGUCGCUGCCGAACCAGCGGAAGACAAGCCAGCUGAUACGAAAUCGAAACCGGGCAAGGCAAAGAAAGCCAAAGAGCCUAAAGCCAAGAAGGCACCAGCUUCUAAGAAGCCUCGAGCUCCUGCUGCUCAUCCUUCUUAUGAAGAGAUGAUCAAAGAUGCGAUCGUUAGUUUGAAAGAGAGGACCGGUUCAAGUCAGUACGCUAUUACUAAAUUCAUUGAAGAGAAACAGAAGAAUCUUCCUGGAAAUUUCAGGAAGCUUUUGCUCUUCCAUUUGAAGAAGCUAGUUGCUGCAGGGAAAUUGGUUAAGGUUAAAAGUUCAUUUAAGCUUCCGUCGGCGAGGCCUUCGAAGACGGAGACAACUGCUUCUGCUCCGGCGAAGAAGAAGCCGGCAGCCAUUAAGGCCAAGUCGAAACCUCCUGCGAAGUCCGCGAAGAGUGCUAAACCAGCUUCUAAAGCUCCAGCAAAGACAAAAGCUGCUUCGAAGCCGAAGUCCAAAGUGGCGGCUAAACCGAAGGCUCCCGCUAAGGCUAAAUCUACUACCACAAAGACAAAGGCCGCAGCGGCAGCGAAGCCGAAAGCUGCGAGCAAGUCUAAGCCCAAGCCUGCGAAGAAGCCAGCCAAAGCUUCUAGAACUUCAACAAGGACGUCUCCAGGGAAGAAGGCCGCCGCAUCUAAAAAAUCUCAGGCGAAGAGUGUAAAGCCAAAGAGCAUUAAGUCACCGGCGAAGAAAGCCACUCCGGGGAGAGCUCCGUCGGCUAGGGGAAAGAAAUGAGAUUGGAGUCGGUAGGGGAGGUGUUGUAAAUUAGUGCAGUUGAACAUGGGAUCGUAAUCUUUUCCUUUUUAAACCCUUCUUUAUUUCCUUCCUAUAGUUUUUUAGUAAGUUUCUGAUUUCGUUGAGGAUUGUUGGGAACAGAUUUAGAUAUAAUUUUCAGUUGAUUGUAU
Hibiscus syriacus is the source of this 1072-nucleotide messenger RNA. Its product is annotated as histone H1-like. Gene Ontology annotation, molecular function: double-stranded DNA binding; nucleosomal DNA binding; structural constituent of chromatin. Gene Ontology annotation, cellular component: nucleosome; nucleus. Gene Ontology annotation, biological process: chromosome condensation; nucleosome assembly; negative regulation of DNA recombination. Lineage: Eukaryota; Viridiplantae; Streptophyta; Magnoliopsida; Malvales; Malvaceae. The transcript has 2 exons. The record is from RefSeq and is a predicted model, not a curated record. The coding region runs from base 96 to 902 and encodes 268 amino acids.